Molecule: messenger RNA, 640 nt
Organism: Papilio xuthus (Asian swallowtail)
Lineage: Eukaryota; Metazoa; Arthropoda; Insecta; Lepidoptera; Papilionidae
Exons: 3
Coding region: 1-621 (206 amino acids)
Source: RefSeq, a predicted model, not a curated record
AUGUGUUUAAUAAAAAUGAUAUUAAAUAAACAGCAAAGUUUUUUGAAAUUUAUUAUAAUUUUAUUUCUACUAAAUCUAGUCAAUUGUUAUCCGGUAAACAGAGAUAAUUUAAUUAAUAAAAUUAGCAUAAAGGAGGAGAAACACUUUCCCAAUGGCACUGUUACUGGCCAUUAUAAGUACGUAGAUAAAGAAGGUGUUCCGGUACAUGUAAGAUAUUACGCAGAUGAUGCAGGAUAUGGCGUUGAAUUGAAAAGUAUGAAAGUGUUCGACGGAUCCAAUGAUCAAGACAACACACAUUUAGACAAGCAACAAAAAUUAGACAGCCUGUGGCCGCCGCUGGAUUCAUCAACUGAUUUUCCACAGGACUAUCCAAACCCUAUUAUAAGUAACCCCACGAACACAACCAAAAACAAGUUCCUCUCACUUAAUGAUUUGACUAAAGCUAAUAAAGCUGUUUAUCCGAAGAAAGCUUACAAAAACUCACCGGAUUAUGAAAUAUAUUUGCAAAAUGAAGUUCACGCACCGAAAUGUGGUCAGAAUAAAGUGCGAAUUUAUAUAGACAAGGGCAAACGAAAAUCUCGUGAAGCAUCUAAUGUGGCUACUUUUAAGUAUUUCGACUAAUUACUCUUGUAUCUAGAAA